AUGACAGCAAAUACUUUUAUAAAUGCUUGGGAUGAACAAUCUGACCAAUUGGGACAAGCUGUCUGUAGACGAAUUAGAGAAAAAUUUUCGAGCUUAUUAAAUUAUUCUUUACAUGUUUCUGGACUACAACAACAACGAAUACCUUUUGGGCCUACUUCAUUGAGAACUGAUUUAUUGGAUCGACAAAAUUUAGCAUCAUUAUUUGAAAGUCUCAAAAUGUGUAAAGAACUUUAUUCGCAUUUUUUAAAAGCCAAUAUUUGCAAAAAUAUUCCUUUCGAACUUUUUUCUCCAAAAAUAAAUUUAAUUGAAAAUAAUAGAAAAAGGAAAAUAUUAGAAAAUGAAGAAGAAAAUAAUAAAUUAAAAAAUAAAAUAUUACCACCAGAAAUUAACAAAAAAGAGGAAGAAAUUAUUAAAAUUAAUAAUAAUCAACAACAACAAAUAAAUAAAAAAUUGGAUAUGCCAAUACUUCGACAAGUUUUAGAACAACAACAACAGACAAUACCUCCAACAAUUAAUAAUAAUUUAAAUAAUGGAUUAACUUUAAGAGAAAGACAUAAAGAAAUGGCUUUAUUACUUGAAAGGCCUCCAUUAAUUUCAAUUUUAGAUGAAAAGGAAGAAGAAGAAGAGGAAGAGGAAAAGGAGGAUUUAGUAAUUGUUGUGGAAGAAGAAGAAAAAAAUAAAGAUAAUGUUGAAGAUGAUGAUGAAGAAGAACAACCAUUAAAUUUGUGUUUGCGUGAUGGGGCUAAUUAA
Meloidogyne enterolobii is the source of this 750-nucleotide messenger RNA. The record is from the annotation of a GenBank genome assembly. NCBI's taxonomy places the organism in Eukaryota, Metazoa, Nematoda, Chromadorea, Rhabditida, Meloidogynidae.